AUGAGUUUCGAAUAAUUGCCACGUCAUUAUCUAAGGAAAUAAGAUGGCCGAUUUUUUAAUUCUUAACCUUUAUAUGUAAGGUCGAAAAACAUCAAACACAAUCUUUAGUACUGGCAAUAUUGCCAGAAUUUAAAGAUUUUUUUUAACAUAAGGGAUACCAAUAAAUUAUUUUAGGGUUUUAUCCGAAUUUAAAAGAUUUAUUGGCUAAAUUGUAUAGUUAGCAAAUUUUCCAAUUGCUUCGUUAACUAAUUUUCAUUUAAAUGAAAUUAAUUUGUAUCAUAAAAUACAUUAUUAUGCUACUCUUCGUUGAAAUAUUUUUCUCUUUCGUCAAUCAAGUUUGGCAGCACCGGUAAAUUCAAAAGUCUUGAUGGUUGAUGUUUCCAUAGGCGUCGUUGAUUAGUAAUCGUCUAUAGAAAGUUUAUCACUAAUAUUAUUUUGUACAAUGAUUUCUUAUAAAUUUAAAGUAAGUAAUUAAAUUGUGUUGGUGUUUUGAAACAAACUGUUGAUACUAUUUCGAAGUGUUAACUAGAAUAGACCGAGAGGUGAUAUAUUUUUCCUUUCAAGCGUAAUUUCGUACAAGGUAAGCCAAUUUUUAUGUGAAUAAAGUUCAAAACCCCUUUUAUUCUUUACGCACCGAUGUCUAUGCUUAUAAUUAACAGUAAAUUCAACUAUUUAUUCAACAAUUAGUUUAAUUAGUUUCGUAAUAUACCUUACACGUAAAAAAAUGUUACCGUAUUUCGCUAAAGGACAAGUAAUCAAAGGUUUCGGACGAGGUUCAAGAGAUUUAGGAUGUCCUACAGCGAAUUUAUCUCGUGAUGCGGUCGAGGCUCUACCAGAAGAUUUCAAAACCGGCGUAUAUUUCGGCUACGCUUCUGUAGAUUCUGGUAAAGUUUAUAAAAUGGUGAUGAGCCUUGGUUGGAAUCCGUUUUAUAACAACGAAACUAAAACAAUGGAAAUUCAUAUUUUACACGAGUUCGAAAGUGAUUUUUACGAUAAAGAAUUACGUGUCGCGGUUUUGGGUUAUAUGAGACAAGAAAAAAAAUUUGGUUCAGUAAAUGAAUUAAUUGACGCUAUAAAAGACGAUAUUUUACAAGCUAAAAAUGAAUUGAACGCAUCAGAAUUUGUAAUUUAUAGAAAUCAUUCGUUUUUUAUAAAAUGAUUACAUAAUUAGUUCA
Messenger RNA from Diorhabda sublineata, 1175 nucleotides. RefSeq names its product riboflavin kinase-like. The transcript has a single exon. Gene Ontology annotation, molecular function: riboflavin kinase activity. The record is from RefSeq and is a predicted model, not a curated record. NCBI's taxonomy places the organism in Eukaryota, Metazoa, Arthropoda, Insecta, Coleoptera, Chrysomelidae. The coding region runs from base 725 to 1159 and encodes 144 amino acids. Gene Ontology annotation, cellular component: mitochondrion. Gene Ontology annotation, biological process: FMN biosynthetic process; riboflavin biosynthetic process.